AUGACUCACGACGAGCAGCAGCCGCAGUGCACGGGCGCCGCCGGCCCGUGCGGGAGUGCGGGCCACGACACGAUGAUGGCGCUGCACCGACUGGAAGACGCCGCCGCAACGCUUCACGCGGAGUCCCGCAAAUUGCGCCGCGCCAUUCUUGCAAAGCAGCGCCUUGCGUCCAAGCUUUUGCUUGGUGACGCAGACGCGGCCGUGGCGGUGGACGGGCUUUGCCCCACUGCGACGGGCCACGCGUGGCCGGCCGCCUCGCAUCACGCGGUGGGGGCGCAGCGGCACUGGGCCUUGGCCGCACAGCACCGCAGCCUGGCGGAGGUGCUGCGCCGGAAGGCGGAGUUGGCGGAGUUGUGGGAGCGGCUGGUGGUUCGCGCGUGGUACAAGCGCGUCGUCGUGGCGGGGUUUUACGAGCGGGUCCUGGCGCGGCUGAGCGGCUUCGAUCGUCGGCUGCAGCGAGCGGCGUCGGUGCUGCGGCCGGGGCGGCGGUGGCGGGGCGGAACGCCUCCAGCCCUCGCGCCUCUGCGCGCCACGGCGCCGCGACGGCCGCGGGAGCCUGCGGCCGCUGCGGUUGGCCCCGCGUCAACGUUGGCCGGCGUGAGGGCGGCGGCGGGAGAGGCGGUCGACGCAAUUGAAGCGUGUGGGACGGGCGGAGGCCGGGCGGCGUGUGUGCGGCGACGGCGUCCGCUGCGGACCAUCAUCCACCUCUUCACCAGCGUUGUGCGGGACUACGCGGAGCAGCAGAGGACGCAUGGCGGCUGCGAUGUUUUCAGCAACACCGGCGAGCACCUCGGCGGCGGCGGCGACGGCGCGCCGUGGGUGAACCCGUUGGUCCCCUUCACGUUGGAGCAGCUGGCAGAGGCCAUGCACCACAUUUUCACAGGCAGCGUGGGCGUGCGGUGGCCGUGCCUUGGCGACCCUCCCAGCGCCGGCACCCCGGCUGAGUCACAGAAGGAAGCGCUGCUUCAAGCCCUCGCUGCCUCCUUCUUGCUGCAGCGUCACAUGGAAACGUGGGUGAUGUGUCACUUUCAGCCACAAGAGAAACUCUUGCGGUAUCGACACUAUGCCCAGGCGGUCACGGGCUUUAUGCAGGAAAGGUCUCGCGCCACGAGGGACUUGCUAGUCACGCGGCGCCAGCAACAAGAACGCGACGAGGCACGCUGGCAGGGCAUGCGUGCGAGGGCUAUGGCUGCGCUGCACCCUCUUCCCGCUGACGCCGCCGCCGCCGAUGAUAGCUUGCACCACACAGAGCACGGCGCCGAUGUCCCAAUCGACAAGGGUGAGUGCAUGCUUUGGCUUGUGGUGGAUUCACUGCGCCAACAGAGUAGGGCGGAGUCAGCUGCGUUGGAUCCAACGCAUAGCUGA
Trypanosoma conorhini is the source of this 1365-nucleotide messenger RNA. RefSeq lists its product as uncharacterized. Lineage: Eukaryota; Euglenozoa; Kinetoplastea; Trypanosomatida; Trypanosomatidae. The transcript has a single exon. The record is from RefSeq and is a predicted model, not a curated record. The coding region runs from base 1 to 1365 and encodes 454 amino acids.